Messenger RNA from Cylas formicarius (sweet potato weevil), 2442 nucleotides. RefSeq names its product proton-coupled amino acid transporter-like protein pathetic (gene path). Gene Ontology annotation, molecular function: amino acid transmembrane transporter activity. The transcript has 9 exons. The coding region runs from base 249 to 1739 and encodes 496 amino acids. Gene Ontology annotation, biological process: amino acid transmembrane transport. The record is from RefSeq and is a predicted model, not a curated record. Gene Ontology annotation, cellular component: vacuolar membrane. NCBI's taxonomy places the organism in Eukaryota, Metazoa, Arthropoda, Insecta, Coleoptera, Brentidae.
AAAUCUAUAACAGCGGCCGAGCCAAUGGCGGUUCCAGUCAGUCGUUUCUGAGUCAUCGUGGAAAGCGGGACAGUUUGAAUAUCUGUGAACCGCGUGUCGCACCGCGUGGUUAUACGCGCUUCGAGGUUAAGUGGGUGAUUUCUCUGAUAAUAGCGGCCAACCAACCGUGAGGCUAAGGGUAGGGUACAUGAUUCAAAGACGACUGUAGAAAAAAAUAAUAGCAGCGUCAAGUAGUGCAUACUGUUAAAAUGGCUGAAAAACCCAAAUCUGAAAAUGGCACAACUACAGAAUUGGAAACGUUCUUGCCGAAGGACAAUUCAGGAAUUAACGGCGUCACAAACAUUCGCGACGAUAAAGAAACCGUGGAGUACAAAGUAACGAAAGACGAUUUCGAAGCUGCCGUUGUCGAUUUCGAUCCGUUCAAGGCCAGGGAAUUGGAACACCCUGUCUCAGACUGCGACACGCUCACGCAUUUACUGAAAGCCUCCCUGGGAACAGGAAUUCUGUCCAUGCCGGCCGCCUUUCAAGCUUCAGGGUUAGCCUUAGGUAUAUUUUCUACAAUACUCGUUUCAGUUAUUUGCACCCAUUGUGCCUACAUUCUCGUGGUGUGCGCUCACGAAUUAUAUAGGCGAGUUGGUAAAACUCAGAUGGGUUUCGCCGAAGUCGCCGAACAAGCCUGCCUGAGGGGACCCAAAUGGGCUAGAAAGUUCGGAGAACCGGCCAGACAAACGGUCCUUAUUGGAAUUUUCGCCACUUACUUUGCGACGUGCAGUUGCUAUUCGGUGAUAGUUGCCAAAAAUAUAAACUACGUGCUCGAACACUACCUCAAACCCGCAGUGGAGGUUACCAAUGCCACCUUAAAUGGUACCGAAAAUGAAGUUUUGGUGGUACCCUACGAAAUUAACAUAAGGCUCACCAUUGCGGUACUGUUAGUGCCUUUAAUCCUGCUGGCCUACGUUCCUAAUCUAAAAUACUUGGCGCCUGUGUCCAUGGUUGCCAAUAUUUGCAUGGCAAUUGGUUUGGGCAUUACCUUUUAUUACUUGGUUAUAGACAUGCCUGCCGUGUCGGAAAGACCCCUGGUGGCCAGCAUCACAACUUUCCCUGUGUUUUUCAGUAUUACCAUUUUUGCCAUAGAAGCUAUUGGAGUGGUUAUGCCGCUGGAAAAUCAUAUGCAGACACCGCAACACUUUACUGGGUUGUGCGGCGUUUUGAAUCAGGGAAUGGCUGGAGUCACUUUGGUGUACAUUCUACUGGGAUUUUUCGGGUAUUUAAAAUACGGUGAAAAGACGAUGGGCUCGAUUACGCUUAAUCUACCUCAGGAAGAAUAUGCCGCGCAAGCAGUCAACAUCCUGAUUGCCAUUGCUGUGUUUUGUACAUUUGGACUUCAAUUUUACGUUUGCCUGGAUAUAGCGUGGAAUGGAAUUAAAGACAGAUUCGUCAAACACAAAACCUUGGCACAGUAUGUCUUGAGAACGAUCAUGGUCAUAGUUUGCGUAUCCCUGGCAAUUGCUGUACCGACUAUUGUUCCAUUUGUGUCUCUCAUUGGCGCCUUCUGCUUCUCGAUCUUAGGUCUGCUCGUGCCAGUUGGCAUAGAAGUUCUAACAUUUUGGGACAAAGGAUUUGGAAAAUAUAACUGGAAGAUUUUGAAGAAUAUAGUGGUUGUUGUGACUGGACUAUUAGCUUUGGUAUUUGGAUCGAAAUCCGCAAUAGAAGAUAUCAUCAACAUGUACAUGACUUAACGAGCUCAGAUUGAUAUGUUUAUUGAUAAGUGUGAAAAAUAAGCAUCAGGUCAUCUAAGUAAUACUUGAGUUUAACCGUCAAACUCUUAGCAUCCUUUUGCAAAAAGGAUCAGACGUUCAAUAAACACGUUACUUUAGCAUUCCCAGGAAAAUAAGGUUUAUCAAAAACAUUGCUAGCCUUUUUUUUAUAAUUUUGCAAAUAGCAAAUUAAUUUAAGACUAGUAAGAACCGAAAAGAUGAUAGGUUAUUCAUAGUGUUGCGCUUUGCUAUAGUUGCAUAAGAUAUUUAUUUUUUUGAUACAUACCUAAAAAAAUUAAUUUACUGAGUGUUUAAAACUGCAACAUUUUCAACCAAAGCACACCAAAGUUAUGUAGGUUUGUACUCCAGUCAUAAAUGAAAUAAGCAUUUUUAUUUAUACAUUUUUGUAUAGACUUAUUUGCAGAAGUAUUGUAACAAUUUUUAUUGUGUCUCUGUGGAUCUUUGGUUAAUAAAUUACUACUAUCGAAGAAGAUAAACGCAACGAGAAUUGUUAAAUAUAUUUAUUAUAGUUAAAUAUACUUAUUUAUGUAAGCAAAUUUUCAAUAUUUUAAAUCUCAUUGUCAGUGUUUCAAUGGAAACAACACAAUAAUUGAAACUUUUGAGCUUUUUCUUUUCUGGCAAUAAGAAAAAAAAUGUAUUUUUAUGUUUUUUUAAUAAAAUCCUA